GCUCAAUACAACAGUUGGUAGACGUCAUAGGCCAAAUUCAUUACCAACUUUUAACAUUGGAUGUCGGUAUUUUCUGUUGUUGGUAUUAUCUGUGAUUAUACCGACUUCGUGAGAUAAUGGAAGCGGUAUGUCAAAGGAGCGUUGGUCGUGGAUUUCAGAAAAAAUAUGUCUGGGAUUAUUUCUCCGCUUUUUCAACCGCAAUAAGCACUUGUAAGAGCACGGGUUUAAUUAAAAGUAAACUUGAUGAGACAGAUAAUAACAUAAUGAAAUUAAUGAACGUUUAUUUUACUGAGGCCGAAAUGAAAAUAUUGUUAGAAACGUGCAGUAUCGACCAACUACAAGUGACAGAUGAACCCCCACUCAUUGAUGUGAAAUGUGUGAAAGUGAGACCAGGAUUGUUCACAGUUCUACAAUACCAGAAGCAGCUUCAAACAUGGAGUCUUUAAGAUAUCUAAGCAAACAAACUAUGAAUGAGGAAACAAUAGGACAUCUUAAAUACUGCAACUAACAUUUGACAUACGAUGCCUGCCGUGGUGCGGAGCGAGAGGAUGAGAUGGAGGAAGUGUUCUCCACGGGAGAGGGAAGUGGCGAGACCACUGAUGCUGCAGCUCCAGCGAAGGGAUCAGUCUCAGCCAGCCGUCGACAGAGGCAGCAAAGGACACUGCAGAGAACGGGUGUCGGGCGCGAGGAACCAGCCAAUCGGAGAUCGGCGUCCACGUUUCGCCCUGAAAGAUCUUGCAGAGAUCGAUGCGCGAGACUUCGUCAAAUGAAUUCGAAGGAACUUUCGUUUUAUUUUGAAUGCUGAAUUGGUAGCAGACCGAUAUCAGGAAGUGAUAAUUUCAACAUCACCAAUCAAUCAAUCGCUUUGAUUUGAUCAUGUUACAUCCGACAUUUUCGUGACAUAAUCUUCAUCUGGAAUACAGUGCAUUUGAAUCACUGCAAAAAUUCGGGUUUUUAAUUUUACGAUAUUGAAGAUUUCGUUUCUUGGUCUGGCGAAAAUCGACUUGUUUUUGUGUUUUUUUUAUAUAUGGAAGGAACUGAGUUAUACCUGUUUAUGCACGAUAAGAGGACGUUUUAUGCUGAGUACUAACCAACGUCAGUGCAAUUGAUUAGAGACAAAUUAAGUUUUGUUGUUGCAAGUAUUUACACGGACCUGAUAGUCAGUUUUAUUCUUGAGUGAGAGAACUGUGGAUGUUCCGAUUUAUCCAUCGGAUGACUUUGUUGCGUGACGUAAUUCCUCGUACACGUGCUUGAACGCUGUUGACUACUGUGGUUCGGCAUGCGUCUGCCUUCUUUGAUCACUGCGCCAGUCGCAAUUAGGAAGAAGGUCUGGGCUACCCUGGAUCUGCCCAGCGCCGACACUACGAUGGUGUGGUUCUUGCUGUUCUUGGCCUUCGCCCCCACGCGAGCCAUACAGUACCCUGGACAGGGCUUAGACGUCGACAAUGCUCUGCAGCCAGCACCCGCAGGGGGACCGAACGUUUGUCGAUCAAAAUAUCGCCAUUACUGCUGUCCGGGAUGGACGAUUAAAGCUUCUACGGGACUCUGCGUUGUACCGAUCUGCUCUCGGCCGUGCGCCUCUGGUCGAUGCAUCAAGCCCAACAUCUGUCUGUGUGACGGAGGCACCGUCUCUUCGUCAUGUCCUUCACCGUCGUCGCAGCAGCAAAGACCAGAUGGGAGAGAUGGUGGUACAUGCCCAACAGCUUGUUUAAAUGGAGGAUCUUGUAGUGGUUCUAAAUGUGUGUGUAGACCUGGCUAUCAAGGUGAAUUCUGUGGAGAACCGGUGUGUCAAGAACCUUGCCUGAAUGGUGGUCGGUGUAUUGGGCCGGACAGAUGUGCUUGUAUCUAUGGAUUUACGGGAAGAAGAUGUGAAGCAGACUAUCGGACAGGGCCCUGCUUUACCAGAGUGAAGAAUGAGAUGUGUCAGGGUCAACUACAAGGAGUGGUUUGUACAAAACAGCUGUGUUGUGCCACAGUGGGUCAAGCAUGGGGUCAUCCUUGUGAAAAGUGUCCCACACACCUUGACUGUGAUGAAGGCUACCUUAAGAAUAUCCACAGUGGGCAGUGUGUUGAUGUCGAUGAAUGUGAAGCGAUCCCAGGCCUGUGCCAAGGUGGCAAAUGUGUCAACACAGUGGGUUCUUUCAACUGUGAGUGUCCUGAGGGACAGACACGCAACAUAGAAACCAAUGAAUGUGAGGAUCGUGAUGAGUGCAAGGAGGCAGGCUUCUGUCAAGAUGGACGUUGUGUUAACACUGACGGUUCAUACUACUGCGUUUGCAACCAAGGCUUCAUUCCUAGCCAAGACAGGAAAGGCUGCAUAGAUGCACGCCAGGGAAACUGCUAUACAUCUGUGACACAAACUGGACAAUGCAGGAACAGACUGCCAAUAAAGCUCUCUAAAAAGGACUGCUGCUGUGGAAUGAACAUGGGCAAAGGGUGGAGUGAUAACUGUGACAUCUGCCCCACACCCAAUACUGAGGCUUAUAAGAGGUUGUGCCAUCCGAGCCCUGGUGACAUCACGCAGGUGAACGAGUGUGCUCUGCGAGCCAACAUUUGUGGCAAUGGACGUUGCAUUGAUACUCCUGAUGGAUACCGGUGUGACUGCUACCCAGGAUACUUUGCCCUUGCAGAUAUUGAUGAAUGCUCUGAACUAAACUAUUGUCAAGGAGGGCAGUGUACAAAUACUCCUGGAAGUUUCAGCUGUGUCUGCCCACCAGGAUUUGAUGUGUCUUCUGAUGGAAAAUACUGUACAGACCACGAUGAAUGUAGUCAGACUGGAAUGUGUAUAAAUAUGGAUGGUUCCUUCAAAUGUCACUGUCACAGUGGAUUUAUUCUCUCACCAUCUGGACAUGCAUGUGUNGAUAUUGAUGAAUGUUAUGAGAACGCAAGAGUCUGCCUGAAGGGACGUUGUGAAAAUAUACCUGGAUCCUACCGGUGUGUGUGCCAGGAUGGUUUUACACCAUCAUUGGAUGGGACAUUCUGUGUAGACUUGGAUGAAUGUUCUCAAACAGGGAUGUGUGGAAAUGGCAAAUGUGUCAACAUCGAUGGUUCAUUUAAGUGUGUCUGUGAUUCUGGUUAUCGACUGGGCCCUGACAGUAAGGUGUGUGUUGAUAUAGAUGAAUGCAUAAGCAACCCUUGUCAACAUGGGUCCCGUAUAAAUUCGCAAGGCAGUUUCCGUUGUGAAUGUACCACAGGGUUUAUACUUGGUCCAGAUGGAAGAUCAUGUCUUGAUACGCGCCGUGAUCUGCGCUACUCCCAGUUCCGAGAUGGUCAGUGCUUGAAUCCAACUGCGAUGCCAGUAACAAAGUCAAGUUGCUGCUGUUGUACUGAAUCAUCUGAUUUAUCCUUUUUUAAAUUGCUAGAUGUCAAUGAGUGUGCACAAACUCCCGAUAUAUGCCAAAAUGUAGCAUGUGAGAACUUGAUGGGAACAUACCGGUGCAUUUGCAACCCAGGGUAUCAGGUUGAUAAUACAGGGAAAAUUUGUUCUGAUAUCAAUGAAUGUGAGUUGGAUGACUUGGUCUGUAGUGGAGGGCAGUGUAGGAACACUCGAGGCAGCUUUCAAUGUAUCUGCCCCACGGGCACUCGGCUCAACCCUGUCACACAAGUAUGUGAAGAUAUUAAUGAAUGCAGAGAGCUAGGUCCUGAUGCUUGCUUUAAUGGAGCCUGCGUGAACAGUGUCGGUUCAUACGAGCGCGAAUGUGAACCAGGAUUCAUUUUGGACAACAGUUUAAAUUUCUGUGCAGAUGAUAGGAAGGGGUCGUGCUGGACCAGGUUAGUGGGUGGUCACUGUGAGAAUAAUCUACGUCACCUUACAUUAAAAUCUGAAUGCUGCUGUUCAAUUGGACUGGCAUGGGGCAGUCCGUGUGAGAUAUGUCAUGGCCUGUGUGACUGCAAAGGUAAAUACAAUGAGGGAGAUCCUGUAGAUGGUAAAACAUGUACAGAUGUAAAUGAAUGUGACCUGAAUGUCGGAGUGUGUCGAGGAGGAGGAACGACGUGUGUCAACACAGAUGGUUCUUUCACGUGCACCUGUCCACCUGGAUUGACACUGGAUCCUACUGGUACAGUAUAUCUGGAUGUUAGGCAGGAGGCGUGUUAUACUGAGUACCGACACGGGCAGUGCAGUAAUCCUCUAGAAGGAAUUUUCUCACGCAUCCUAUGCUGUUGCUCUUCUGUGGGCAAAGCUUGGGGUGGAGGGGACACUGGAACCAGCAGAUGUGAACCUUGCCCACGGUCAGGAACUCAGGCUCAUCAGGAACUGUGCCCCAAAGGGAAUGGCUUCAUCGAUCGCAAGGAUAUUAACGAAUGUACGGAGUUCCGGAAUGGUCGCUGUAAGAAUACGGUUGGAGGUUUCAGCUGCAAGUGCAACCAGGCCGGAAAUGCUUGUGUUGAUCGCCGGCAGUCACGAUGCUACAGAAAAGUAGAGGAGAAAACUGGACGCAGGCGCUGUAGCCAAGAAAUUGGUGAAUCUGUUACCAAGGCGACAUGCUGUUGCACCAUUGGCAAAGCUUGGGGUCCACGCUGUGAACUGUGUCCGCAAGAAGGCUCCGAGGAGUACAAGUUUCUCUGCCCAAAUAAUAAUGGCUACAGGCCUAAUAGUAUCACAGUGCUUCUGGAAGAUAUUAACGAAUGUGAGGAAUAUGAGAACUUGUGUCGUAAUGGACAUUGCACCAAUACAUUUGGCAGCUUCAUGUGCUCAUGUAAUGAUGGCUUCCGUUUGGAUGAGAGUAAUGCUUUUUGUGUUGACAUCAAUGAAUGUGAUGAGGAUCUACAUAUCUGUGGAGUCGGCUCUUGUGUUAAUGAAAUUGGAAACUACCACUGUGUGUGCCCACAUGGCUACAUGCUACUGCCUAAUGGAAAGGAGUGUGUGGAUAUGCGGAAAAGCCAGUGCUUCUUGGAAUACAGCGAUGGAGGCUGCACCAAUCCGAUGAUGAACGAACAGACUCGUAUGGUUUGUUGCUGUUCCAUGGGGCAUGCCUGGGGAACCCCAUGCCAAGAAUGUCCUCACCCAGAUUCAAAGGAGGGGAUCGCUUUAUGUGGAGGUCCAAAGAUGAAACCUGGCUAUAUUCAGAACCGUAUUACUAAUCAGACUGAAGAAAUAGACGAAUGCCGUCUGAUGCCAACAAUGUGUAACCAUGGGCGAUGUAUGAAUACACCAGGAAGCUUUGAAUGUCAGUGUGAUCGAGGAUUUGUUUAUGACAUCAAUGUUCAUCAGUGCAUUGAUGACAAUGAGUGCAUACGUGUUCCAAGUCCAUGUCGAGGCAAUGCCCAGUGUGUCAACUCACCGGGAAGUUUUGAGUGUCAGUGUCCAGAAGGUUACAAACUUGGAAUUAGUUUAAGAGAUUGUGUAGACAUUGAUGAGUGCAGAGAAAGACCAGGAAUCUGCAGCAAUGGAGAAUGUAACAAUUUCCAAGGAAGCUUUCAAUGUAUUUGUCAGAAUGGCUACCAGCUGACACCUACACGAGACUCCUGCCUUGACAUAGAUGAGUGCAAACGUCAUCCCAAUAUAUGCAACAAUGGAACUUGUGCCAAUACAGUUGGAUCUUACAAGUGCCAUUGUUAUCCAGGUUUUAAGCUCAGCCACAACAAUGACUGCAUUGAUAUUGAUGAAUGCCGUGUGAUGCCCUUUUUGUGUCGCAAUGGAAGAUGCCGAAAUGUACUGGGUUCAUUCAACUGUGAGUGUGCAGAGGGCUAUGUUUUGGCAGCUGAUGGCCAGCAUUGUAGGGAUGUUGAUGAAUGUCAUGAGGUUCCAGGAACUUGUCCUCCUCCAGGAAAAUGCCAGAAUUUGAUGGGAUCAUAUAUUUGCAGCUGUCCGCCUGGCUAUGAACUUGGUCCAGAUGGAAAUGCCUGUGAAGACAUUGAUGAAUGUGUAGAGAAUGCUGGCAUUUGUGAGGAAGGAGCAUGUGUUAAUACAGAUGGAGGAGUGAUAUGUGAGUGCCCUGAAGGUUACAUACUCAGUCCAAAUGGUAUGAAGUGCAUUGACGUUCGAGAGGAGCUGUGCUAUGAUGAAUUUUAUAGAGGGCAGUGUUCUCAUCCUCGGAUGAUACCCAUCACAGCAAAGAAAUGCUGCUGUUCCAUGGGUUUGGCAUGGGGUCGACAUUGCGAACAGUGUCCCCGCCAAGGCUCAGCUGAAUUCAACAAAUUGUGCCCACAAGGAGUUGGUCGAGGGGACACUGGAGAAGAUCUUAAUGAGUGUUCUUUCAUGCCUAAUGCUUGUGAUGGAGGUGACUGCAUUAAUACAGAUGGGUCAUUUCGAUGUGAGUGCGCUACUGGGUUUGUGCUUGAUGGAACUGGCAAAAAGUGUAUUGAUGACAAUGAAUGCAUAUCAGUAAAAAAUAUCUGUGGUAAUGGCACAUGCAACAAUGUUGAAGGUGGCUUUGAAUGUUCGUGUAGUGAAGGUUUUGCUCCUGGACCAAUGCAGGUGUGUGAGGAUGUUAAUGAAUGUCAGGAAAUGGGGAAUCAGUGCGCCUUCCGAUGCCACAAUGUUCCAGGGUCUUUCCGUUGCAUAUGUCCAUAUGGCUAUGCCUUAGCACCAGACGGAAGACACUGCCAAGAUGUGGAUGAAUGUGUGACACCUGCCAACAACUGCAAAUUCAUGUGUAAGAACUUGAUAGGAACAUUCAUGUGCAUCUGUCCAGAGGGUUACCAGCAAGUAGGACUCACAGAUGACUGCCGGGAUGUUAACGAGUGUGUUACCAAUCCCGCCAUUUGUCGAAAUGGUAACUGCGUUAAUCUGCAGGGAAGUUACCGCUGUGAUUGCUAUAAUGGAUUUGAACCCAGCCAUGACCGCAAACAAUGCAUAGAUCGUCGAGUUGGCUUCUGUUUCCGGCAGCUAGUGGCAGGUCGAUGCACAAGUCAUACUGAUGGGCUGAAGCCUGUGACUAGAGCAGACUGUUGCUGUACAAUGGGGGCUGCCUGGGGACCUCACUGUGAGAUAUGUCCCUCUCCCACUUUAGAUGAUUAUCAGGAUCUUUGUUUGGAAUCAGGAUAUUCAGUAGAUGGCCAUGAUAUUGACGAGUGCAAUACAAUACCAGAUCUGUGCCGGAAUGGAAGAUGCAUAAACACACUGGGAUCAUAUCGUUGCAUCUGUAACAAGGGCUAUAAGCCUCAUCAUAGUGGGACUCGUUGUCUUGAUGUAAAUGAAUGUGAACAAAUUCCUUCACCUUGUAAGUUCGCGUGCCAGAAUACAGACGGAAGUUUUAUUUGCUCAUGCCCAAUUGGAUUUGUUCUCAAUCCUGAUGGUGUUAGCUGCCGUGAUCUGGACGAGUGUGCAACAGGGCGGCAUGUAUGUCAACAUGAAUGUGUGAAUACACAAGGCAGCUAUAAAUGUUCAUGCCCUAAAGGAUAUAAUCAGGUUGGAGAUCAGUGUACAGAUAUAAAUGAGUGUGUGGAGCAGACUGGAACUUGUCCGCCACCUGGAAACUGUAUCAACACGCUGGGAAGUUUUAAAUGUAUAUGUCCUCGGGGAUUCAAACUGGAUUCAACUGGAACAUUUUGUACAGAUGCAGAUGAAUGCACUGAUGACUCUAAAUGCCCAUAUGGAUAUGGCUGUCAGAAUCUGGUUGGUACUUUCCGAUGUGCUUGUCCAGAAGGUUUCAUUCAGCACUUUUACCGUAACGAGUGUGUGGAUGACAAUGAGUGCAAUCAGUCUCCCUGUGGCUCAGGCACAUGCUACAACACCUUUGGUAGCUAUCGCUGCGGAUGUCCUGAUGGCUACCAAUUUGACACAGCACUCUCCGUUUGCAUACAGGUAAGUGCUGGCUGUGCAGGUAGUCCAUGUGCGUUUGGCUGUACAUCGCUUGGUGGCAAUAAUUUUCAGUGUGGCUGUCCGACAGGAUACCAGCGCAUUGGCCAAGGUCACUGUCUGUCAACAAUAAAUCCAAUAGCCCAUAGCUAUACAGGAGAGGAUAUAGGAAAUGUUCCUACAUACCCUAUUGAUUCUGAACAUUACCAGAUACCACAAGACAAACUAAUUUCUACAGAAGGGUGUUUCUCUUGCAAGAUUAAUGGUAAAAAUCGCCAUAGAAGAUCCCUUCAUGGGUUACUUACAUCAAACUGGAAUAGCACAUAUGUGAAUAAUGCAUUAAAUGACAGCGGAACUCCAGUCAUCAAGAGACCGAGUACUUCAUCACAUCUUAAGAAACACAGUCUACACAGGAAAAGGAAAGUAAGACAUCAUCAUAAUGAGCAGAUGUAUCUGAAACUCAGUUUAGCACAAACCAAACAUCGAAUGAGAAUAGUAAAACUUCAGCCAGCUAUAAAGAAUGACUUUGAAUAUGUGAUCUCAAGAGGAAAUGAGAAUGGCCAAUUUGAAAUGGUGAAAAAACAUGGAGUGUGGGCACUGCACUUCAAACGAAGACUCAAACAUCCUGGGACAUUUGAUCUCAUAUUUGCCAGUCAUCCU
This is a messenger RNA of Zootermopsis nevadensis, 8401 nucleotides long. NCBI's taxonomy places the organism in Eukaryota, Metazoa, Arthropoda, Insecta, Blattodea, Termopsidae. The record is from RefSeq and is a predicted model, not a curated record.